Molecule: messenger RNA, 4801 nt
Organism: Suillus paluster
Lineage: Eukaryota; Fungi; Basidiomycota; Agaricomycetes; Boletales; Suillaceae
Product: TPR-like protein
Exons: 5
Coding region: 247-4527 (1426 amino acids)
Molecular function (GO): protein binding
Source: RefSeq, a predicted model, not a curated record
CACAUAUUGACGAUUUCCCCUAAGGUGUUCGUGCGACUGAUCUCACCCUUGGUCUCCGACGGAUGCAUGCUGGCUUCCACGUGACGAUACAGGUCGAUGGUGCUGAAUGGCAGACAAGCAGCAAACCUGUACACAUAGAUCAGACCAUCGUCGAAUGGAACGAGCACGUACUUCUGCCAUCCGAGCCAUCUUCUGAAGUUCGGGUCAGUGUGUGUGCCUCAUUUGAAUUGGAGCCCAUGCUUGGCGAUGGAGAACGCCUCCGCACAUUCGAGAUCUCGGUUGGAGAAUUACUGGAUCGCAGUGAAAAGUCAAAUCCCAUCGUCUUUCAGCACAAUGCGGAGGAAGUUGUAUCCCCAUGUAGUUCACUGCUCAUUACAGUGGAGCAGCGACGUUUUGAUGAAAACGGUGCUGCAGUUCUUCGCCCCAUUUCUACUGACGGAUGCCGGACAUUUUCUUCUCGCACGGUACGGCGGGACGCAGAACAGCAGGGAUCUCGAUCAAUCCAUAACACACUUCGAACACGUCUCUGAUCUCUGCCCUGUUGAUCAUCCCUGCCGCCCUGCAACACUGUCCAAUCUAGCAAUCGCGAAGUUCGUGAGGUACCAGGUUAAUGGAAUCUACCUCGACCUUGACACCCCCAUCUCCCUCUUUCAAGAUGUCCUUGAUAUGCGUCCCACUGGUCAUCCGGACCGACCUAUCACCUUGCUCCAUCUUGCCUUUGCUCUGCUAUACCGCUAUGCAAAACGGGGGUUUGAAGCGGAUGCCGAUAUGGCCGUAGAGUUACUGAGCGACGUCAUGGACAUCUCCCACGCCAACAGCCAGGUUUACAGAGCAGCUGAGCUUGGAAUCGAGAUAUCUGCUCUGCCCCCAGAGGAAAGCAUCGAUGCAAAUGAUUGUGGGCAGGAGCGGCCCAUUGUACCCUUGUCGCCGAAUGAACUUGUUCAUCGAGCAGAGCUUUGUUUGCAGAGAGAUGACCCCCAUGCCUUAGAUGAAGUCAUAUCUCUUCAUUAUGAUGCGCUAAGAUACCACAGCACGGCACAUGAUCAGCGAGGGAAAAUUCUGGGUAAUCUGGGUAUAAUGCUGCACACUCGCUUUGAGCGUCAAGGCAAUAGUGAAGACCUUGACGAGGCCAUUCUGCUUUACAGAGAAGCGCUGGCAUUGCUCCAGGUUGGUCACGCGGAUCGGCUCGGCGCAUCAAACAACCUUGCCGCUGGACUCUCCACCCGCUUCGAGCACCGAGGCAAUGACCAAGACUUGGACGAGGCUAUUGUGCUUCACAGGGAAGGACUGACUUUGCGCCCGAUCGGUCACCCAAAUCGAUCCACAUCUUUAAUCAACCUUGCAAUUCAACUCUCUACCCGCUUCGAGCACCGAGGCAAUGACGAAGACUUGGAUGAGGCUAUCCCGCUUCAGAGGGAGGCACUGGCGUUACUCCCAGUCGGUCACCCAGUUCGGUCCGCGUCAUUGGAUAACCUUGCAAAUGAGCUCUCCACCCGCUUCAAGCACAGAGGCAAUGACGAAGACUUGGAUGAGGCUAUCCCACUUCACAGGGAAGCAUUGGCUUUGCGCCCGGUCGGUCACCCAGAUCGGUUCAUGUCAUUGAAUAACCUUGCAAAUCAACUCUCCAACCGCUUCGAGCAUCGAGGGAAUCAUGAAGAUUUGGACGAAGCUAUCCCGCUUCACAGGGAAGCGCUGGCUUUACUCCCGGUCGGUCACCCAGAUCGGUCCGCGUUAUUGGAUAACCUUGCUAUUUUGCUCUCUGCCAGAUUCAAACACCGAGGCAAUGUCGAAGACUUGGAUGAGGCUAUCCCGCUUCACAGGGAAGCGUUGGCUUUGCGCCCAGUUGAUCACCCAGAUCGGUUCAUGUCAUUGAGCAACCUUGCAAACCAACUCUCCACCCGCUUCGAGCACCGAGGCAAUGACGAAGACUUACAUGAAGCUAUCCCGCUUCACAGGGAAGUGUUGGCAUUACUCCCGGUCAGCCACCCAGAUCGGUCCACAUCAUCUAUGAACCUUGCAAAUAAACUCUCUACCCGCUUCAAGCACCAAGGCAAUGAUGAAGAUUUGGAUGAGGCUAUCCCACUGCACAGGGAAGCACUGGCAUUACUUCCGGUUGGUCACCCAGAUCGGCCCAUAUCAUUGAUCAACCUUGCAAAUCAACUCUCUACCCACUUUGAGCACCGAGGCAUUGAGGAAGACUUGGAUGAGACUAUCCGACUUUACAGGGAAGCGCUGGCAUUGCUUCCGGUCGGUCACACAGCUCGGUCCAUGUCAUUGGAUAACCUUGCAAAUCAACUCUCCACCCGCUUCGAGCACCGAGGCAACGACGAAGACUUGGAUGAGGCUAUCCCGCUUCACAGGGAAGCGCUGGCAUUGCUCCCGGUCGGUCACACAGAUCGGUCCACAUCAUUGAUCAGUCUUGCAAAUGAGCUCUUCGCCCGCUUCAAGCACCAAGGCAAUGACGAAGACUUGGAUGAGGCUAUCCCACUUUACAGGGAAGCGCUGGCAUUGCUCCCGGUCGGUCAUGCAAUGAGGUCCCCAUCAUUGCAUAACCUUGCUGCUGUGCUCUCCUCUCGCUUCGAGCACCGAGGCAAUGACCAAGACUUGGAUGAAGCUAUUGUCCUUCACAGGGAAGCACUGGCUUUGCGCCCGGUCGGUCACCCAGAUCGGUCCAAGUCAUUGAGUAACCUUGCAAAUUACCUCUCCGUCCGCUUCGAACACCGAGGCAAUGUCCAGGACCUCAACGAGUCACUAGAGAACCUCCGCUAUGCAUUGGCUCUGUCGGCACAACACAAUCCUCAUCAUUUAAUCAUCCAUCUGUCACUAGCAAAGAACUAUCUGACGCUGUUGCUCCAUGGAUCAGGACUUGACGGCACUGACCAAGAUACUACUAACAGUCUUAAUGCUGUCAUGUAUCAUCUCAAGGAAGCAGCAAAUGUUGUCUCUGGCGGUUUGCUAGCUCGCUUGCGAGCGAGUCUAUUAUGGGUUCACCAUGCUGCUCAACAUACACAUGGCACUGAACUGGAAGCUUAUGCAACUUCUAUGCGACUUCUGGACACAUACCUAUCUGCGACAGCUUCGGUGUCAUCUCGCCAUCAUACCACGAAGAGCUUCCCGCACACACUCGCAGUCAAUGCUGCGUCAUGUGCUCUUCAUCGUGGCGAUGUGUGUCGCGCUGUAGAGCUGCUGGAACAAGGCAGGACUCUCAUUUGGACCCAGAUGGCACGACUCCGUACGCCUAUUGACAGCCUCCAGGAACGCGGAGAUCAUGCACAGGCUCUGUUGAAGAAAUUCCGAUACCUCAGCUCCCUUCUCGACAAACCUCCUCCAGAACGUGAAGGGACACCACGAGUCGACAUAGAAGCAGAAGAUGCCCGGUACAGACGUCUAGUGGAGGACUGGAAUAAAACUGUGGAAGACAUCCGGAAGCUCGAGGGCUUCGGUCGCUUCCUACUUCCCCCUUUGAUCUCCGACCUUCAAGAUGCAGCUCGUGAUGGGCCUAUUAUCAUGCUCAUUGCAAGUGAAUCAUCUUGUGAUGCCAUUGUUAUCCCGCACGAGCAGCCUCCGACUAGCAUCCAACUCUCUAUCGAUUUAGAGAGACUCCUGCAAUUGGUGGAUGCACUCCGCGAGACAGUUGACAAAGAUGUCGGUCCCAAAGGGACACAGCCAGUGCUGAUCAAAGCUUUGCGGGAGUUAUGGGACGAUGUAGUCAGCCCUGUGGUUGAAAUUCUGGGUAGAUUCGCACGACAAGGUUCCCGAAUAUGGUGGUGCCCAACUUCUGCCUUCAAUUUUUUGCCGUUGCACGCUGCUGGGGAAUACAAGCGCGGCGGAAAGUCCCUCUCGCAGCUAUAUAUCUCUUCAUACACUCCAUCCCUUACCGCGCUGAUCCGGGCACGCAGAAGUUACGACAGAUCCUCGUCCGCGUCUUUCGCUGCCAUUGGUCAGAAUCAUCCACCGAAAGCUUCAUUUGUUUUGGAAUCCGUCGAGCCUGAGCUGGAAUUGGUGCGGAGUCUCCUCCCCCCUCCCCCAAUUGUUGCUUUCACCAAGGUCACGAGCGUUGAAUCAACAAAAUCGAGAGUCAUGGACGCAUUACAAGAUAACCACUGGCUCCAUUUUGCGUGUCACGGAACGCAAAAUUUCGUCGAACCGUUUAAGUCGGCCUUUCUCAUGCGCGACCAACCCCUUUCACUACUCGACAUCACACAAACAAAUCUGUCUCAGCAUGAAUUCGCAUUCUUAUCCGCCUGUGACACCGCAGUUGGUGACUUUGGAACGCCUGACGAAGUGAUACACCUGGCAGCUGGCUUACAAUUUGUUGGGGUGAAGAGUGUCAUUGGGACAUUAUGGAAGGUCAAUGAUGCAACUGUGCGGCGCUUGGUCGAGGCAUUUUACAAAUACUUUUGUGGGGAUAGCAGAAUGGAUUCGAAAAGAGCCGCCCGAGCGCUGCACAGAGCAGUCCAGUCGUUAGCUUCUGACACGGACAUGCCGUUGGACCAGCGCAUCGUGUUCAUGCAUAUCGGCUUAUGAUCAAUUUUCAUCCAGCUUUGGCUACGUGCAGCUUAUGACCAACACCGCCAGUGGGUCGCUCUACUCGGAUAGUAUUUAAACAGGACUCGGAUGUAUAACAAGGUCUUCAAUGUUUCUGGAUACCAUAUACCUUCUUCGCAUUGUUAUCAUGACAUGAGACUCGGAUUUCUCUUGCUACACAAGUUGGUACGAAGCUGCAUAUAUUUGGACUCUGGUUUCACGAACAUCCCCGCGCGCGCUACAAUAUCUUGCCUCCCCUUCGGAACUGAGGUGA